This is a messenger RNA of Caenorhabditis elegans, 414 nucleotides long. Lineage: Eukaryota; Metazoa; Nematoda; Chromadorea; Rhabditida; Rhabditidae. The record is from the annotation of a RefSeq genome assembly.
AUGGCCCAAUCAGUUCCACCAGGAGAUAUCCAGACCAGCCGGGUACCAAGAUCGUUUUCAACGCUCCAUACGAUGAUAAGCACACCUACCACAUCAAGGUGAUCAACUCAUCUGCUCGUCGUGUUGGAUAUGGAAUCAAGACCACCAACAUGAAGCGUCUUGGUGUAGGCGCAGAGUUCUCGAACCAAAGGAGUCCGUUCUUCUGAAUGUUUCUUGUGACGCUUUUGCUUCGGGCAGGAGGUUUUGUUUAUAUGAUAAUAGAAUUUAUCAAUAACUUGUUCUUUUUCAGGACACCAACAAUGAUCGUAUCACCGUUGAGUGGGCCAACACCCCAGACGGUGCCGCCAAGAAGAGUGAUUUCAGGGAGACGUUAUGGUCCGCAGAAAGAACCUUCCAAUUGAAUACAAUCCAUAA